Molecule: messenger RNA, 7486 nt
Organism: Chlamydomonas reinhardtii
Lineage: Eukaryota; Viridiplantae; Chlorophyta; Chlorophyceae; Chlamydomonadales; Chlamydomonadaceae
Exons: 25
Coding region: 142-6693 (2183 amino acids)
Biological process (GO): glutathione catabolic process; proteolysis
Molecular function (GO): peptidase activity; protein binding
Source: RefSeq, a predicted model, not a curated record
ACAUAUACAUGUGCAGGGGACCGCAUACCCCAUCAAGGGGUAAUGAAGAACUGACAGUUAGUCGCCCCGCUCUGCGUGCCUCCCACCUCACGGCUGCCCUGCACUUAGUAUGAGGCACUAGCAAGCGAUUAGACAGAAGCCAUGUGCCGAUUAAUGGCUUACGUCGGCCAGCCACAGCUGCUGGCCGACAUCGUAUUGUACCCAGACCGCUCCAUCAUCAAGCAGUCUUAUGAUGCGCGGGAGCGCAAAAUUGACCCAACGUUGCCGUUCCACCUUGGCCACGGCAACUUGAACGGCGAUGGCUUUGGCAUCGGCUGGUUCAAUCCAGAUGAGCGGCGCGUGCAGGACCCCACGCCCUGCGUGUUCACAAGCAUCACACCUGCGUGGAACAACGAGAACCUGUCGCGCCUGGCCUGCAAGAUCGUGUCGCCGCUGGUGUUCGCGCACGUGCGCGCCGCGUACCCCGGCAUGCCCGUCAGCGAGCAGAACUGCCACCCGUUCCAGUUCAGUCGCUACAUGUGGAUGCACAACGGAGUGGUGGGAGGCUUCGCGCAGAUCCGGCGCUCGCUGCUCGAGACGCUGUCGGAUUGCGCCUACAACGCCGUGGCCAGCUUCCACUCCGAUUCCGCCGUCAGCUUCGCGCUGUUCCUGAACCACCUUCCGGACGUGCGCAGCCAGCAGCCCCCCGACGUGCUCAUCAAGGCUAUGCAGGACACCAUCGCCACCAUCAGCGCGGUGCAGCGCCGCCACGGCAUCACCGCCACCAGCCUGCUCAACUACGUCGUUAGCGACGGCACCACCCUCAUCGCCACGCGCUUCGUGUCACCUGACAGCGAGGGCCCCGCCUCCCUCUACUAUGCUGAGGGCGCUACAUUUGCCCGCGCCCCGCCGCCGCCAGUGCCCCAGCCCGCGCCGCAGCAGACACAGGGGCAGCCCGGCUGCACGCCCUGCAACGGCGCCGCCAGCAGCGGCAGCAGCAUCACGCAGGAGUCGAGCUAUGAGCUCAGCUUCGCGGCGCAGGGCCCUGCGGUGGUGUUCGUGGCGUCCGAGCCCAUCACAGCAUCGGCCUCGGACUGGGUGGCUGUGCCCAAGAACACGGCUCUGGUGGUGACGCGCGAGAAGGGCGGCUUCCUCAACAUCCUGCGCUGCCCGCUAGUGCCGCAGCACCCGCCGCUGCCCUCGCCCACCUCCACCUACCUCUCCCCGCUCCCCGGCAACGGCACGCCGCCGCUGCCGCGUCGCUCCUCCGGCGGCGGCGGCGGCACCGGCGGCGGCGGCAUGACGGGGCUCCUUGUGACCAUCCCCAGCAGCGGCAGCGGCGGCGCGGGCGGCGGCCUGCCGUACAUCAACCCCCAGCGGGACGUGGGGCUGUGCCUAGAGGCCCUGAGUCGGGGGCUGGGCACCAAGAGCCGUGCCUUCCUAUCGCAUCGACCCACGGGCAUGGGCGUGGCGGCGGGGCCGCAGCAGCACCAGCCGGGCGGGUUGCUGCCGGUUGCGCCCGAAUCCCUGGCGGCGUUGGACUUGCCGCCCAGUGGCACAUCCAUGGUGUUCUCGCGGCCGAGCCUGGGCGGCGUGGAGGGCCUGCCCGCGACUGCCAGCAUGGCCCAGCUGCCGCCCGCGCCCGGCACCGCCACCGCCACGCCCGCCGCCUCCAUGAUGAUGUCGUCCCGCGCCGGCAGCCAGGGCCUAGAGGUGGCCCUGGCGUCGCCGGCGCUGGACACGCACGACUACAUGCGGCUGGUGGGGCACACCGGGGCGGUGCUGGCGCUCACCGUGUGCCCCUACACCGCCCGCCUCUACACCUCCUCCGUGGACUGCAGCGUGCGGGUGUGGAGCUUGCGCGACAACAGCUGCCUACACACGCUGGUGGGGCAGCGCAAGCCCGUGACCGUCAUGCGGCUGCGGGCGCACGGCCGGCUGCUGCUGGCGGCCAGCGGGCGCAAGAUCCGCGUGUGGGACGCGGUGGGCUUCCGCUGCCUGCAGGUGAUCAAGAUCAGCGACUCGUGCGGCACCAUCCGCUGCAUGGAGGUGCUGGGCGGCGCGCAGCACCACCACCGCCACCACAGCCACAGCCACCACAGCCACCAGCCCGGCGCUGCUGGUGCCAGCCAGCCCCAGCAGCCCCGGGCGCAUGCGAACGCCACCAGCUCCCACGCAGCCGGGCCACCGCACCCGCAGCACCAGCGCGGCAUGCACCACCUCUACCCGCAGCUGGCCACCGCGCCUGCGCAGCAGCCCGCCGCCGGCCGUGUCGUCCGCGUCGACAGCCGGUCCACUGCCAGCAGCGACCCCGCCGCGGCCGGCGUGGUCCUCGCCGGCACCAGUCCGCCGGGCCUGCCGGCCGAGGCCACCGCCAUGGCCGCCGCUGGUACGGCUGCGGCUGCGGCAGGCAGCGCCCGCAGCUCCAUCACAGGCAGCGAGAUGAGCGGGCCGCUAGGGCUGGCGAUGGGCGGCGGCUACGGCAGCUUCUCGGGCGGCGACGGCUACAUGUCGGCGGGCGAGGGCGGCAGCAGCAGCGUGAGCCUGGCUGAGGGCACCAUGGGCAGCCUGCAGGACCUCGUGCUGGACGGCUUCGGCUCAGUCACACCCGCCGUCAUUGCGGGCAGCCUCAGCCUGCGCAACGAGGCACUGCUAGCGGGCAUCGCCACCAGCGCCGGCCGCGCCGCCGGCGCCAGCAACGGCGCCCUGGGUGUUUCCGGGGGGCCUGGCGCCGCCGCCCCUGGCGGCGCGCGCGCCGCCGCCGCUGUCGCGGCGGCGGCGCUGAUGGCGGCGGGCGGCGGCGCCGCCUCCGCGGCGGCGGCGGAGGGCUUGUCGCUGUUGUACGUGGGAUGCCAGGACACCACCGUCAAGGUGUUCACGCUCAAUGAGCCGCAGCUGUUGUCGGCUGCCGCCGCCGCCGCGGUGGAGGCGGUGAACGCCGCGGCCAACGCCGCCCGAGCCGCCGGCAGCGUCGCCGCCUCGCGCUCCGACUCGCUCAACAACGGUGGGCUGGCGUCGCCGCCGUCCAAGCCGCCGCCGCCGCCGCCGGCCACGACGACGCCCGUGUCGCCGUUCGCACCCGCGGCGCGCGGCACCGGCGGCCUGGCGCAGGCGCUGUCGCGCACGACCACGACCGGUGUGUCGGGGCCGCCGGCGGUGCUGCCGCCGCGGCUGAUCGCGACUCCGGAGGAGGCGGAGCACGGCGUGAGCGACUUGGCGCCGCUGAUGGUGACGGCGGCGGACGGCGGCGCGCACGUGGGCCCCGUCAACUGCCUGGCGGUGUGCGGCCGGUACCUGUGCUCGGGAGGAGGUGACGCCACGGUGCGCGUGUGGGACGCCGCCACGCUCAAGCUGGUGGCGGUGCUGCGCGGCCACCGCGGCAGCGUGCUGUGCCUGCUGGGGCUGGGACCCAACCUGCUGCUCAGCGGCGCCCGCGACAACACCAUCCGCGUGUGGGACCUGGAGAUGGACAUGCUGUGCCGCCGCACCCUGACCGGCCACAAGGACGACGUCACAGGCCUGUCCGCCAUCUCCCUGCACAAGCAGCGACCCGGCUCUCUCGCGCACGCGCACUCACAUCCUCACGGCCAGCACCAAGCCCAGGGGCACACGCAUGUGAACGGCGCCGUGGCUGGGACGCCGCCCGGCCGUGGCGGCGGCGUGCCGCCGGUGGCGGCGGCGGCGCCUAGCGGCACGCUCACUCCUGGCGGGCGCAGCGUGGCGCUGGCGUCCACCGUCAUCGCGUCCUCCUCCGCAGACGGCACCGUGCGGCUCUGGUCCACCGCCUGGGCCUGCCUGUGCAUCCUGUCGCUGCCCUCCACCUCGCGGCCGGUGAUGCCCGCCGCGCUGUGCGGCUGCCUCACGCCCGACAUGGCCAUGGCGGGCUACGGCGACGGCGAGGUGCGGCUGUGGCACAUCGAGGACGUACACGGCGCCGUGCUGCAGCGCUGCUACAAUGAGGUGGCGGCGGCGGCGGAGGCGCUGCAGGCCGCCGCCGGCGCCUGUGGCUGCCUGUCGCACGGGGCGGCGGAGGCUGGCACCGCCCGCGACCAGCAGCUGGUGGCGGCGCUGGCGCAGGUGCAGCAGUUUGGCGCGGCGGGCGCCGUCGCAGCGGCGGCGGCGCUGUCCAGCAGCAGUGGCGAGGUGCUGCGGCGGUGCUCGAACGCAGGCAGCGCCCCGAGCGGCAACGGCACGCCCGCAGGUUCGGUGGUGCAGGGCACGCUUGCAUUGCUGGGCGGCGGCGGCGCCGCCGCCGACAGCUUGCCCGCUGUGCCCGUGUCCGAAGGCGACGUGCCGUCCUUGAGCGGCGCGCCGCCUGCCGUGCCAGACCCGACGGCGGCGGCGCCGCCAGCUGCCGCCUCGUCAGGCGCCGUCGCGUCCGCCGCCAUCCCCAAGUCGUCUAUGCUGACGUCGCCGUCGCUUGCGCAUCUAGUGGGCGACCAGGCCUCCAACCGACCCGACAGCCGCGCCUCUGACGCCUCCGGUGCCUCAGGUCCCGUCACGGACCGCCCCUCGUCCGUGGACUUGAUGCCGACGACGUCGACCGCGUUGGGCAUGCAGCGCGUCUCGAGCAGCGGCUUGAGUGGCGGUGGCGCGGCGCCGUCGACAACGGCCUGCGCGAUGGCGGCGAGCGUCAUGGCGGGCCCCGGUACCGCCUUCGCGACGCCGCUGCCGCACGCCGGCGCCAUGCCCACUUCCGCCGUUCCCAUCCACAUCCAUGGGCGUCGCAGCCCCCUGUCUGGCGCCAGUGCUGCCAACCUCGGCGCAAACUUGUCUGAGGGGCCCGGCGCAAGUGCUGCCGCCGGCUGCGCCGCGGCUGCAACCGCGACCGCCGGGGCAGCUGCGCUGCCAGCCGUCGCCGCAGCGCCGCUUCCGGUGCCACCGCUGAUGUCCUUGCCGGGCGCAGCCCCAGCUGCAGCUGCUGGCUCGGGCGCGGCUGGCGCCGCCGCUGCCACCGUGGCUGCGGAGGCUGCGGCCGCCGCGGCUGCGGCCAGCACUGCUGCGACGCUGCUGGGCACGGCCGCCAGCUACUUCACCUCCACCAGCGACCAGCAGCUGGAGGCGGCGCUGAGGGAGUUUGUGCGCAUCAAGACGGUGAGCAGCUCGCCCAGGCUGCGCGACGACUGCCACAAGGGCGCCAAGUUCGUGGCCAAGAUGCUUGAGGGGCUGGGCGCCGACGUCAAGGUGGUGCAGGUGUAUGAGGACAAGAACCCCGUGGUUAUCGGGCGACUGGGACACAACCCCGACCGCCCCACCGUCACGUUCUAUGGCCACUACGAUGUGCAACCCGCCGCGGAGCCUGACUGGGCCACCAACCCCUUCGAGCUCAACUCGGUGAACGAGUACCUCUACGGCCGCGGUGUGUCCGACAACAAGGGCCCCAUCCUGGCCUUCAUCUUCGCGGUGCGCGAGCUCAUGAACGCCGCCGCCGAGGCGGGUGCGCCGGGCGGCACGUUGCUGCCGGUCAACGUGGCGUUCGUGUUCGAGGGCGAGGAGGAGAACGGCAGCCGAGGCUUCGCGCAGGCCAUUACGCAGAACCUGCGCUGGUUCGAGGGCACGCAGCUGAUCAUCAUCUCCAACACCCUGUGGGUGGGCGAGAACGUGCCCUGCCUCACCUACGGCAUGCGCGGCAUGCUCAGCCUCACCGUGCAGAUCACGGGUCCGGAGCGCGACCUGCACAGCGGCAACGACGGCGGCGUGUUCGCCGAGCCCAUGGUGGACUUGUUGCGGGUCAUGGCCACUCUGGUGGGCCCAGGAGGCAGGGUGCAGGUCCCGGGCUUCUACGAGGAAGUGGAGCCGGACCUGAUUGAGCUGGCCUGGACCUCGUUGGAGCACAGCGAGGAGUUCUCACUGGAGGGCUACAAGGCGGCUCUGGGCGUGCCCUCGCUCACGGCGCCGCCGCACAAGCGCGACCUGCUGGUGACGCGAUGGUGCCUGCCCAGCCUGUCCGUGGUGGACAUGCGGCCCGGCGCGGCGCACGCGGCGGAGCCCGCCACCACCUCCUACCGCUUCGGCCCCACCCGCUUCAGCGUCAUCCCCAAGGCGGCGCAGGGCAAGGUGUCGGUGCGCUUCGUGCCCAACCAGGAUGCUGACACGCUGGUGGAGAAGCUCAGGCAGCACGUGCACAAGUCGUUUGAGGCGCUGGGCAGCAGCAACCGCAUCGACCUGCACGUGGAGGCGCGUGGCAACUGGUGGGAGGUGCGGCGGCAGGGCAGCCCCUGGCUGGACAUGGCGGAGAAGGCCAUCGCCAAGGAGUGGGGCGUGCACCCGCUCUACGUGCGAGAGGGCGGCACCAUGCCAGUGGCUUCCCACUUGGAGCGGCUGCUGUGCGCGCCCGCCAUCAUGAUCCCCAUGGGCCAGUCCUCAGACAACUGCCACCUGGCCAACGAGCGCAUCCGCCGCACCAACCUGUUCAAGGGCAAGAACGUCAUCCGUAGGCUGCUGGAGGAAAUCGGGGCCAUGGGCGGUGGGGCGGCGGCAGCGGCGGCAGCGGCGGCAGCGGGAGCGGCGGCGGUGGAAGCGGCGGCGGGAGCAAGAGUGGGCUCGCCGUGCGGAGGCGCGGCGACGGCGCCAGUGGGUGCUGGGGAGGCGGCGGUGGGCAGCCUGGGCGAUGGGCCGGAGGCGUCGCUGGGGUCUUUGGCGGCGACGGCGGAGGUUGUGGACAACGGCGAGAGCUGGGGUGCACCCACAGCCUGCGCUGGGCUGGAUGAGUGAUCGGGGCUGGUUGCGGUGAAUGUGUUCAAUGGUGCACUGAGUGCUAGGACUGCUGCAUGUAUAGUCUCGGACACAGUGUUCGCACUUCGCAGUGCUCACGAAGCUUGUAUGCAAACGGUAAUAAAAAGGGCAGGACGCGCCGCUUCAUGGCGGCUAGGUGAACUGAACGGACCGCGCGCCUUAGUACCGUACGCAAUCGCAUUUUUGAGUGUGAGGCUCAAUCAGGUUUAGUACGCUAGUGGCGUGGUGUAGAGUCGGGUUUAGGGCUGUCAGAGCGUGACGUUUGCAGCACGAGUGCCGGGGUCGAUAUGACGAGAUGGGCAUAAACGCGGGCUCACUGGCUGCGAGAUGGCAAAUGAUAGCGCGAAUCGUGGAAGCAGGGGUGGGGCACGCGGGCAGGGCACGUGGCAGGGUUGCACGGAAAGGUGCAUCUUGUGUGCAUGGCUGCACGCAGCCCACCACCAGUCCGCAUUUACUUGCUGAAAGCUGCCACACAUACGGUAGUGGGUAGUGAUGACGCCCACCGGUAGCGUGCCGAUGAACUCAUGAACGACGCCGCAAGCACGGUGUCGCUGCGUGGACCAUCACACCCAGAAGGAGGCUAGACGCGUGCCCCCCUGCGGCUUUUGAAGGGGCAAAACGACUGAACCGAUGCGCAUGAUUUUCUGGUCGAUACUCGUGCUGCGACUGCCACUGCCACUGCGAUUGUACUGCGCCCAUGCUGAAAUGAUGCAAAAUGCAGGGGCUGAUGGAUCCAGUUUACACGAACUCGGAAUUAACCCUGUCGCAAGUA